AUGACUAUGAUGCCCGCACUAAAACAGGAAGUCCCAAGGAAGCAGCAUGGGACCAUGAAGUAUUCCAAAUACGAGGUGUGGCAGAGGAAGGCGGCCCAGCGGCUCCGGAGGGGUGUCCCCGCCAUCCUGAGGGCCAAAAAGUUCCGAAGGCAGGCAGAGAAGAUCAAAGCCCAGGAGCAGGCAGUCUUCCACAGGACCCUCAUCAGCCUGCCAAGCAAACUGCCUCCUGUCUUGCUCGCCACGGACAACUAUGUCAACCACAAAUGA
Messenger RNA from Pseudoliparis swirei, 267 nucleotides. Its product is annotated as insulin-like growth factor II. The record is from RefSeq and is a predicted model, not a curated record. The transcript has a single exon. NCBI's taxonomy places the organism in Eukaryota, Metazoa, Chordata, Actinopteri, Perciformes, Liparidae. Bases 1 to 267 code for a protein of 88 amino acids.